GAGCUUUGCGCCUUAGAUGAGAAAGGCUUGGAGGACUUGAGCACAAAGUAUGGCUCAACUGUCAGAAGUCUGAAGCGUCACAUCAGGACCUUGACUAAGGCCUCCAUCUACAGGCAGAGGUUGCUCUUGCAGAAUGAGGAGUUGGAUGAUGAUCAGAGUUUGGCGAACUUGACCGCUGGAGCUACGGGAGGUGAGCGCAGAUUCUUGGAGCUCCAGCUGCUGCAGAUUCCCUGGCAGGGGCUCGCCCAUCCCGAUCUGUUUUCAAACUAUGAAAAGUUGAGGGAAGCAAUUGAGCAAGCCUCAUCCCAAGAAGUGGAACGAAUUUUGAGGAUCCCGAUUCAUCCUGAUGUUAGUGAAAAGAUGUUGCUCGACGAAAACCGAAGGAGCUCUCUCAGAAAGAGCCUCAACAAAGCCGGAAAAAACGAAGACUGCGGUGACCGAUCGGUGGAUUUCCUUCGAACUGCCUUUUAUGCUGCUGCCAAAGUCGGCGACCCUGAGAUUGUGGGUCAUCUUCUGGACGCAGACGCUGACCCUAAUGCCCAAGGUCGCUUGAAGUUCGCAGCGAUGGAGAGCCAGUUGGAGAUCGCCCGCUUGUUGCUGGAGGCGAGAGCACAUCCGGAUGGCUCCAGGGCGUCCAGGGCGUCCAGGGCGUCCAGGGCGUCCACAUCGUCAGACAGUGAGGUAGAGAGCGUUGAAGAAGUGCCGUUGUGUAUGGCGAUUGAAAACCGCGACCUGCCAAUGAUCAAGCUUUUGUUGCAGAGUGGAUGCGCAAGAGAUCAUAUCUACGAAAAUGGUGCCACAGCUUUGAUGACAGCUUGCGAGAAACAGACUGAUGAAGUGGUGAACACAUUGUUGCAAGCGGGUGCCAGUGUGAACAAGAGUGAUUCUGAUGGGCAGACACCUUUGAUGGAAUGUUCCGUGAAGAAUUUGGAGAUGACCAAACUGAUGCUGGACUUCGGUGCCGAGAUCAAUUCCAGAGAUCUUCAGGAUCGAACCGCAUUAUUCCUUGCGUCAGGGAGUGGUCGCAACGAGGUCGUGCAGUGUUUGCUGCAGUCACGGGCAGAAGUGGAUGCUGCGGAUUGUCGAUGUCGAUCCCCGUUGUGGGUGGCCGCUCGCAACGGACACCUGGCAGUUGUGCAAACCUUGAUCGGUGCUGGUGCUCGUAUCGAUCUCACUGACCUGGAUGGCCGGAGUCCAGCGCAAAUUGCCAAGAGAUUCAAUCACCAAAGUAAUCAAGAGCCAAACAAAGAG
Messenger RNA from Cladocopium goreaui, 1251 nucleotides. NCBI's taxonomy places the organism in Eukaryota, Dinophyceae, Suessiales, Symbiodiniaceae. The record is from the annotation of a GenBank genome assembly.